AUGGAUUACAGCAGUCUUGGAAAAUUAACCGAAGCUAAAAGUUGCUUCAAAGAACAACUAAGCAUUGCCAAGACAGUGGAAGACAGGGCUGAGGAGGGAAGAGCCAACGUAUCUCUUGGAAGUACAUAUGCUCCUGGAACACCUUUGUGGGAACUUGAACGGUACAAUACAUCCGCUCUUGAAAUUGCCAAAGAAAUGGAAGGAUGCUUUGGCACACUUCAGCCGAUACCUNGCUGCCUUGGAAUGGAUUAUCGCAGCCUUGGAAAAUUAACCGAAGCUCAAAAUUGCUUCGAAAAACAACUAAGCAUUGCCAAGAUAGUGGAAGACAGGGCUGAGGAGGGAAGAGCCAACGCAUCUCUUGGAAGUACAUAUGCUCCCGAAACACCGUUGCAGCUUCUUGAACAGUACAAUACAUCCGCUCUUGAAAUUGCCAAAGAAGUAGGAGACCCAGUUUUGGAGGGCAGUGCCAACCGUAAUCUUGGCAAGAUGUAUAGUCUUCUUAAAAGAUGGAAGGAUGCUUUGGCACACUUCAGCCGAUACCUGAGUAUCGCCGAGGAAUCGAAGGACAGAGCAGCCGAGGCCAGAGCUUAUGGCGAUCUUGGCAGUGUUUAUCUUGCUCAGGGUAAUCUCAAGCAAGCCAUUGAAUGCCAAAAUCAGACUCUAUGCAUUGCCCAAGAACAGGGGGACGAUGCUGAACAAGUCAUUGAUGUAAAUGCGGGUUUCAAGGUAUGUCGAGGUGCGUGCCCUGUGGUCUCUUCAGGGAGUUUAGAAAACUUUAGUUACGACAACGGCGGCCGCGAGGAAACCGCCGUGUAA
Molecule: messenger RNA, 816 nt
Organism: Orbicella faveolata
Lineage: Eukaryota; Metazoa; Cnidaria; Anthozoa; Scleractinia; Merulinidae
Product: G-protein-signaling modulator 1-like
Source: RefSeq, a predicted model, not a curated record